GUGACAUUUCAGGUGAAGAAAUUAUUGCCGACUUUCAUCAUUCACAUCGACUACCAAAGGGUUUGAAAUGGCUUGUCAUCAGAAGAUCUCAUUAUUGUUACUCAUCUUUUCAAGUCCAGUUGUUUUACUAGAGUCAUGUGACAGUCGGUGUCUGGCAAAAAAACUAAUUGAUAAGAAAGAGAUGAGUGCGCCGCAGAACGCUCAAUGUUCAGUCACUGUAAACGUCACUUUAGUGCAGUACGAGACACUGACUUUUGAUACUAAGGAAAUGCAAAUGAGCAGCCGUGUCUUGGUAAAAAUGAGGUGGACAGAUCCUGAACUUGCCUGGGAUGACACGAUAUCUAGUGCUGCAUCUGUUAUGUUGCCAGUUCACAAAAUCUGGACUCCUGGACUAGUUUUGGACAAUGUGAUAGAUGUUACCACAAAGACUUACACAGAUGAUGUAGCAGUGAAGAAUGAUGGAACUGUGAACUAUGCGGUUGUCUUGUUUAUAGCAGUGAGCUGUGAUAUCAGCCUUUUCACCUACCCCUUUGUGACAGGGGAUUGUGGUGUGGCUAUCAAUGGGUGGAACCAAAGUGAUUGUGACCUUUCAUUUGUAUACCUUAAUAAUGCUACUAUGUUUGGAUCGAGCCAGUGUGGUGAGUGGAACACUGAGAGUGUGGCAAUACAAUCUGAUCAACAGGCUCCAUCUCGCAAUUAUCUCUCGGUCACUUUAUCCAUCAAUCCUUUCUGUGCGGUAGUGACCCUGAUUCUUCCCAGUGUAUUAAUAAUGGUGGCUGAUCUGGUGAGCUUUUCUCUGCCAAUUCAAGGAGGAGAACGCAACAACCUAAAGGUCACCUUGGUCCUGAGCUUCACCAUGUUUCUCCUCAUCCUCAAUGAUCGUCUGUCCAGUGGUGGGAGAUGUGCACCUCUUCUCCAUUAUCACUUCUGCUUCUGUCUGGUUAAUCUGGUGCUGAGCAUGGUGAUGUCUUUAGUGCUGACACAUCUGAUGACUGCUGACGGCCUUCUGACUUAUAGAUGUUCAAAGAGAAUCGAAAGACAAAAUACCCAUCUGGAUCAGGAUGAAGAUGCUGGUGUGAUUGUGACAACAAAAACCACUGAAUUAGAGAUGGCUUCCAUCCAGAAAACGGUGAAUGUUUUGGAAAACAUCAACCAAACUAACCAACGAGCAAACAGCAAUGAGGUCUUUGUAGACUUUUUGGACAAACUAUGUUUCUUGUUUUUUUUGUUUGUUGACAUAAUUUACGUCAUCACUGUCUGUGUCAUUGUCACCAAAACAGAAAUGUGCAAAUCCCAAAAUCCGAAAAUCUGGAUCACGUUAGUUUCCUAA
This is a messenger RNA of Danio aesculapii, 1330 nucleotides long. Its product is annotated as zinc-activated ligand-gated ion channel. Gene Ontology annotation, molecular function: extracellular ligand-gated monoatomic ion channel activity; neurotransmitter receptor activity; transmembrane signaling receptor activity. Gene Ontology annotation, biological process: nervous system process; signal transduction; regulation of membrane potential. Gene Ontology annotation, cellular component: membrane; neuron projection; synapse. The record is from RefSeq and is a predicted model, not a curated record. Bases 68 to 1330 code for a protein of 420 amino acids. NCBI's taxonomy places the organism in Eukaryota, Metazoa, Chordata, Actinopteri, Cypriniformes, Danionidae. The transcript is spliced from 11 exons.